Molecule: messenger RNA, 4189 nt
Organism: Sorghum bicolor (sorghum)
Lineage: Eukaryota; Viridiplantae; Streptophyta; Magnoliopsida; Poales; Poaceae
Product: transcriptional corepressor SEUSS
Exons: 9
Coding region: 702-3485 (927 amino acids)
Biological process (GO): negative regulation of transcription by RNA polymerase II; positive regulation of transcription by RNA polymerase II
Cellular component (GO): transcription regulator complex; nucleus
Source: RefSeq, a predicted model, not a curated record
CCGGGGACACGCGCACACACGCACCCGAGUCGCAGGAUUUUCUACUGCUGCUACUGCUCCCUGCCCUUCUCGGCUUCUCUCCCCUUCCCUUCCCUUCUCGCUCGCUUCCGCUUCCGCUUCCUGCUGCUGCGCGCCUCGGCUCGCGGGGAAAGUCCAGCGGAGUCUCGCCGUCGCGGGAGUGCGGAGUCCGGGGGCGCCACCUCGGCGCCGGAGGAGGGAGGGUCGUUUGUUCGCGGUGCUGCAGCGGAGGAGGAGGGGUUGAGUUGAGGCCCGGAUCGCCGGAUUCCGCCGCGGGCUCGCUCGGAUCGAGGAGGCGCGGAGGGCUGUGGCUACGCCGGCCGCAAUUCCCGCGGUGUCCGCCUUGCGUUCCGACACGCGGGGCUAGGGGGCGGAGCUCCCGUGCCUGCUUCGCUUGCUUCCUUGCCUCGUCCUGCCUGCCUUGCCUGCCUGCCUGCUCGGUGCCGCUACUCGCUCCCUCGCUCGCUUGGUUCCGCGCGCUGGCGUACAGGACGAAAAAGGUGGUGGGGAGGUGACGCGUUCGCGCGGCUCCGGUUUCGGCUGCCACCGGAGGAGUCGCAAUCUCGCCUAGAUUUGCCUUGCUGCGGCGGGGGAUGCUGCUUGGACGCGCGGCGGAUCUCGACGACCGUUGUUCCUGCGCCGCGGAGUGAAAAGGUACGGUUCCCUCCGGCAGGAUUUUGUUGAUGGUGCCGUCGGGGCAGCCCAACCCGAUGGGCGGCCCGGGCCACCAGCAGGUGGUGGGCGCGUCGCUGCUCCGGACCAGCUCCAGCCUCCUCGGCGGCGGCGGAGCCGGCGCGGGUGCCGGUGGACAGCCGGGGAUGGGGAUGGGGAUGGGCGGCGGCGGCGGGGUGCUCCCUUCGCAGUCGCCCUUCUCGUCCCUCGUCUCGCCGCGCACGCAGUAUGGCGGCGGCGGGAACGGCUUGCUGGCGGGCGCGUCCAGCGUCGCGUCCAUGCUCAGCAGGCAGCAGUCGUAUGGGAAUGGGGGGACUGGGGCAAUGCCGGGCACCGGUGCUGGUCUCCCCAUCGGUGGGAUGCAGCAUAGAGGCGGCCUUGAUGGCGUUGGUGAUUUGGUUGCCACUGGAGGGCCCGAUUCCAUGGUGUUCUCGUCCUCGGGCCCUGGUAGUUUGGGCAACCAGCUUGGUGCUGACGGCUUACAGCAGCAGCAGCAGCAGCUGGAUGCACCACAAGAUUCACAAAAUCAGCAGCAGCAGCAGCAGCAACAGCAACAGCAAAUGUCAAUGGCAUAUAAUCAGCAGCAUAUGAUGCCACAAACUCAGCAGCAGCAACAGCAGCAGCAGCCUGCAGUGAAGUUGGAGAACGGAGGCGUCCUUGGCGGGGUCAAACUGGAGCAGCAGAUGGGGCAGCCUGAUCAGAGUGUUUCCACACAGAUGCUGCGCAGUUCGAGUGGCGGCGUGAAGCUCGAGCCGCAGUUGCAAGCGUUGAGGAGCUUGGGUGCUGUCAAGAUGGAGCACCAAAGCUCAGACCCAUCUGUGUUCCUACAGCAACAGCAGCAGCAACAUAUGAUGCAGCUGUCUAAGCAGAACCCCCAGGCUGCAGCUACUCAGUUGAGUCUCCUACAACAGCAGCAGCGGUUCUUACAGCUGCAGCAACAGCAACAGCAGCAGCAGAUUCUCAAGAACCUGCCUUUGCAGAGAAACCAAUUGCAGCAACAGCAGCAGCAGCAGCAACAGCAACAACAACAGCAGCAGCAACAUCAGCACCAGCAGUUGCUUCGUCAACAAAGUCUGAAUAUGCGAACUGGUAAAACACCUGCUUAUGAACCAGGGACCUGUGCAAAGAGAUUGACACAUUACAUGUAUCACCAGCAAAACAGGCCACAGGACAAUAACAUCGAGUACUGGAGAAACUUUGUCAAUGAAUACUUUGCCCCAAGUGCCAAGAAGAGGUGGUGCGUUUCUCUCUAUGGCAAUGGUCGUCAAACUACUGGAGUUUUCCCUCAGGAUGUUUGGCAUUGUGAGAUAUGCAAUAGGAAGCCAGGCCGAGGUUUUGAAACGACGGUUGAGGUCUUGCCACGGUUGUGCCAAAUCAAAUAUGCCAGUGGUACACUUGAGGAGCUUCUGUAUGUUGAUAUGCCAAGAGAGUCCCAAAAUUCAUCUGGACAGAUUGUUUUGGACUAUACCAAAGCGAUCCAGGAGAGUGUCUUUGAGCAACUGCGAGUAGUUCGUGAGGGGCAUCUAAGAAUUGUAUUCAACCAAGACCUGAAGAUUGCAUCUUGGGAGUUCUGUGCCCGGCGUCACGAGGAACUUAUUCCUCGGAGAUCAAUCAUACCACAGGUCAGUCAACUUGGUUCUGUGGUGCAAAAGUAUCAGUCUUCCGUUCAAAGUUCAGCAUCGCUCUCAAGUCAGGACCUGCAAAACAAUUGUAACUCGUUUGUCGCAUGUGCUCGCCAGUUGGCUAAGGCAUUGGAAGUGCCGUUGGUAAAUGAUUUAGGAUACACGAAAAGAUAUGUCCGCUGCCUCCAGAUUGCAGAGGUGGUCAAUUGUAUGAAAGAUUUGAUUGAUCACAGCAGGCAGACUGGGUCUGGUCCAAUAGAGAGCUUGCAUAAAUUCCCUAGGAGGGGGAAUUCAGGGGGGGUUAGUUCUGUUCAAGCCCAGCAGCCAUCUGAGGAGCAGAAACCUGUUCCACAGAAUUCUAACCAGAGUGGUCAAAAUUCUGCUCCUGCAACUGGAAUGCAAAUCUCUGCCUCUGUCAAUGGUGAUGCUGCGUCAAACAAUUCACUCAAUUGUGCACCAUCUACUUCCGCACCAUCUUCUUCAUCUGUUGUUGGUCUCCUCCAAGGCUCAGUAAGUGGCAGACAAGACCAUCCAACAAGCAGUGGCAAUGGUCUGUAUAAUGGUGGAAACAGUGCUUCAGUUGCUAAGGCCAACUCAACGAACUCCAUGCAAUCAAAUGGGCCAGCAUCGUUUCCUUCACCAGCACCCUCGGCAUCAAAUGGCAAUAUGAUGCCUGCUCCUCAGCACUCAAGCCAAAUGAAUUCGCCAACCAUGUCAUCAAACCCACCUCCUAUGCAAACACCUACAAGUCGACUUCAGGAACCUGAGCCAAAUGAGUCUCAAAGCUCGGUCCAGAGGAUAUUGCAAGACUUGAUGAUGCAGUCCCAUAUUAAUGGUGUUGGACCAGUGGGAAGCGAUAUGAGGAGAGCAAACACAAUUACUCCUGGUCUUAAUGGUGUCAACUCCUUAGUUGGUAACCCUAUGACAAAUAACCCUGGAAUCAAUGGAAUGGGAUUUGGGGCUAUGGGUGGCCUUGGUCAACAAAUGAGAACGGCAAUGGGGACCAACGCAUUGGCAAUGAAUGGAAGGACCGGGAUGAAUCACAGUGCGCAUGACCUGACACAGUUGAGCCACCAGCAGCAACAGCGAGAUUUAGGAAACCAAUUGCUCGGGGGCCUUAGAGCUGCAAACAGCUUCAAUAACCUUCAAUACGACUGGAAAUCGGCUCAGUAGAGUGAGCAGGAGUCAGAAAGGUCGCACCUGAUAUUAUACAGUUAUCCUUGCUGGGUCCAUCACUGACAACACAAAAGUUACGUCGCCACAACCUGCCCUCCCUCGGAAGUGGCGGGUUCUUACUGAUGGUGCAUGCUACAUGUUACAGCAAAAAGGAAACAUUAGCGAUGAUCGGUACAUGUUACAACAACUGUCUGUAUGGCUGUGUUCCUUUGUAUUCCGCCUGUGGAAUUCAUGUCUGCUUAGGCGAUCCUACCGCAAAAAUGAGAUCUGUGAAAUGAGAGCCUACUUUCACUUGUGCCCAUUGGGGCAAGUGUUGGCGGAUUCCAAACUGGGGGGAAGAUCAGAGCGUCUUUCCCCUGUUUUUUCGGGUUGGAUGACGAUGAUUUCUCUCUUCCAGUCUGUACUCUUGUGUACCAUGGCUCUCCGUAAGUUGUGAAAGCAUGAGUACCUAUUUCCACCUUUGAUGGCCAAGAAUCUCAUUGUAGCUGUGCUAUACUAUGUAUAAGCUGUUAUUUACUAGUGGAAAGCAUCAGGAAAAUUUUCUAAAAGAGGGUGUGAAUCAUGAUGUCUCAUCUGUGUACCUGUUCUUCGGAUGAAUGAUCUCGUUUGGUUGCUUGAUAGCAGCAGGUUGAUCUGUAUACAUGAGCACAGCGUGUUGUCAUUCGCUGACACUCACUAGUAUUGCUAAACACCGCUCUAGG